GGGGCGGGGGUACACCUGUGGGGCAAGAACGGCGAGUUCACGCCGUGCUGGGUGUGGAUCCGCCUCGGGGCUGAGAGCUAGCCUCCAGGAGGGCCGCCUAGUGGGGUUGCGGGUGGGCCUGAUUGGCCUCUGUCCUCGGAGCAGGAUGCAGUGACGCCCCUGAGCGACCAUGGCAGCGGCGGAUGAGCUGGCCUUCCACGAGUUUGAGGAAGCCACUAAUCUGCUGGCCCAGACCCCAGAUGCGGCCAUCACCAGAAGUGAUCAGCUGACCCCCCAGGGUCACGUGGCUGUGGUCAUGGACUCAGGUGGCAGCUAUGGAGCUGACGACGAGGUGGAGAGUGACAAGGCCGCGCUCCUACAGGAGGAGAAGCAGCAGCCUGGUUUCUGGACCUUUGGCUACUACCAGAGCUUCUUUGACGUGGAUACCUCACAGGUCCUGGACCGGAUCAAAGGCUCGCUGCUGCCCCGGCCCGGCCACAACUUUGUACGACACCAUCUGCGGAAUCGGCCAGACCUGUAUGGUCCCUUCUGGAUCUGUGCCACACUGGCCUUUGUCUUGGCCAUCACCGGCAACCUGACCCUGGUGCUGGCCCAGAGGAGGGACCCGUCCAUCCACUACAGCCCCCAGUUCCACAAAGUGACCGUGGCCGGCAUCACCAUCUACUGCUACGCGUGGCUGGUGCCACUGGCGCUGUGGGGCUUCCUGCGGUGGCGCAGGGGCGUCCGGGAGCGUGUGGGGCCUUAUACCUUCCUGGAGACUGUGUGCGUCUACGGCUACUCCCUCUUUGUCUUCAUUCCCACCGUGGUCCUGUGGCUGAUUCCUGUCCCAUGGCUGCAGUGGCUCUUUGGGGCCCUGGCCCUGGCCCUGUCAGCUGCUGGCCUGGUGUUCACCCUGUGGCCUGUGGUCCGUGAGGACACUAGGCUGGCGGCCACGGUGCUGCUCUCCACCGUGGUGCUGCUCCACACCCUCCUGGCCAUGGGCUGUAAGUUUUACUUCUUCCAGCCGCUGCCUCUGGAGCACGUGGCGCCUCCCCACCAGGCCAUGUCUCAGCCCCCAAACACCCUGCCACCCACGCUGCCAAGGUCCAUGGCAACCUAGGAUGGCUGGAGCCACAGGAGUUUCUCUCUUUCAGGCCCAACGUGAGGGGACGCCUCCGCCUGUCCUGCCCCCGAGAUGGUGAUUGAAGUCUCCCCUGAAACCUCAACAUCAUUCUGCUACUUUCCAGACUUUUCUUACAAAGCAAACACUUUUAUUUUCUAUGCAAAGGUGAUUCAGAGAAUUUAUAUAAAGGCGGGAGAGGGGCAGCACAGGGAGCUUCCGGGGCGGCCAUCACCCCAUGGGCCGUCUGCCAGGGCGGGUGGCAAAGGGGCCACCCCAGCCUCGGCUGGGCUUGCUCUUUCCGGAGUUAGUGGGCCCUGGGCCUAGCCUGAGCUCCGCCACGUCCGAGUCUGGGGUGUUAGAAAUGGGGAGUGGAAGAAAAUUGCCUGUGCUGAAACAUACAUUUCCUUCUUUAUUUUGUUUUUUUCCUUUUCCUUUUUUUUUUUGGAGAGGUCCCUGCAAGGCCCCUUCCCAGGCUGGGGAGGGACCAAAAUGCCAUCAUGGUAUUAGGGACUGGAGCAUCUACAAAUACUGAAGGGGAUACACAGGCCUAACAUUAGCUACGAGGAGAAAGGACGCCUUCCAUGACAGACCCUUGAGGUUUCUGCGUCUGCCCCAAGUGGCUGACGGUGACCCUUCCCUCCAGGCCCAGGGCCCAUGGGGCCACCUGUUCUAGCUCUUGGUGCGGGUUGGGGAGGGAGCCCUGCAGGGGCUCAGGGACAGGACAGCAGCAAGACGCAGGGGCCGAGGACGGAGGGCCUUCCCGACAGCCGGGUGGGUUGUACAUUCAAGUGUGAGGUGAACCCUUUGGUGGGAGGGGGCCGAGGGGCUUCAGAGGCCCGGCCCCACCCCAUCCUGAAGACUCGGCAGGGCCGCCCCUCACCACUGAGCCUCUGAGUGGGGGAGAGGGGCUGCUGGCUCGGCCCGGCCGGCCUGAUUUCUCAGAGGGUCUGUGGAUUGACACUGGUUCUUUUUGUAAAAAAAUAAAUUAAAAAAAGCAGCA
Molecule: messenger RNA, 2102 nt
Organism: Vicugna pacos (alpaca)
Lineage: Eukaryota; Metazoa; Chordata; Mammalia; Artiodactyla; Camelidae
Source: RefSeq, a predicted model, not a curated record